This is a messenger RNA of Ictalurus punctatus (channel catfish), 2891 nucleotides long. RefSeq names its product CDC42 small effector 2 (gene cdc42se2). The coding region runs from base 499 to 756 and encodes 85 amino acids. Lineage: Eukaryota; Metazoa; Chordata; Actinopteri; Siluriformes; Ictaluridae. Gene Ontology annotation, cellular component: plasma membrane. Gene Ontology annotation, molecular function: small GTPase binding. Gene Ontology annotation, biological process: regulation of Rho protein signal transduction. The transcript has 5 exons. The record is from RefSeq and is a predicted model, not a curated record.
GGCACACCUCCACAUGGUUGACGGGAGUGUUUAGCCAUAGCAGCUCCUUUCUGAUUUCCCGGCUGCAGUCAUUUAUUGCUGAGGUCGGUCCUCACCAGACGUGCUUUUGUCUCCGGUUCGCGUGGACUCCCGUGUCCUCCUGUCCUCGUGCUGCCGGCUGUCUAGGCUCGUGCACAGGUGAUAUCUCAGUGCCUGUGUGUGGAGGACAGAAGACAGUAGGGGACAGCUUCGUGCGAUCGAGGAACCGUGCAAAUCGGUCUGAGGGUUUCCCCAUCGAAGCACACCAAAGAGAGCCUCUCCCUGUGGGUGUGUAUAUGUGUUUCUCUCAGGAUCUGCUGUGUGUGAGAAAACCAUCUACAUUCAGCACCUCCAAGAAAUAUCAUCAGUAUCUACUGUGCCAGGCCUGCUGAGCCCGGCGUGCUCUUCUCCGACUCUUCCCUUGGCCCCCUUCACACCCUCUGCAAACGCUGGCACAGCAGCACUUUAGGACUGCUAAUCAUGAGUGAAUUCUGGUUGUGCUUCAACUGCUGUAUUGCUGAACAGCCACAGCCGAAGCGGCGAAGGCGCAUUGACAGGAGUAUGAUCGGUGAGCCUACAAACUUCGUCCACACAGCCCAUGUGGGAUCUGGAGAUCUUUUCAGCGGCAUGGACUCUGUGAACUCAAUUCAGAACCAAAUGCAGUCAAAGGGGGGGUAUGGACGUGAGACUAUGCCCAUCAAUGUUCAAAUGCAACUGGUAGACACAAAAGCAGGAUAAUCCCUAACUUGAGGAGGGUUCCACUGCAUCAGUGUAUCCAUUCCGACGCUUUGCAUAGCCUCCCAGUAUCCCUCUGUUCUCACCAAGCAAACACAUGGACCAUCAUGCACUUCAUGGGAAUGAGGAUGCCCUGUCCAUGGCUGUCAGUAUCCUCUCCACCCUCAUAAUGGAUGCAUGCAUGCCCUGUCAUCGACCGCCUAGCAGUGCAUGGUGUAACCUGGCCUAUUUGUCUGUGGUUUGAACAGCCCAUUUUCUCAGCACUCAUACAUGAAGGUCUGGAACCUCCACGUACAAACUUUGUAGUUUUGUUUUAUUUCCUUUUCUCCUUUAUAGACGUUUUGAGUUUAAAACCUGGGGUGAAACACACCAACAAAGUCCAUAUAAAAUGUUGCUAGCUCUGGCCGUGCAAUGCCAAAAUACUUGUUUCAGUGGAAUGAUGACUCACUUCUAAGCAGAAGUACCAUUUUUUUUUGACUGAGGCUCAAAUGAAUGCUGUUUGUAAGAAGUGUGAUUGUUCCUUUGGUGUUUACAUCAUUUCAGAUCGCAUUCCUUGUGUCUUUGUUUUUCUUUGUGGUAAAAUAUGAUUAGACCAACAAUAACUGAUGCUGAAAUGCCCAACUGACAUUUCAUUCACCACACUGCUGUAAAUGUUUGAUCAUAAACUUGAUAUGAAGAUGCUCAAGCUAUAGUUGUUUGCUGUACAGUCAACGUGGAAAACCGACAGUGUCGUCAGUGUCCUAAUGCUUUAAUGAUUUAUGAGAUUACGGAAGAUCUUGAAAUUGGGGCCAAUUCGCUCUCCCUGUUGUACUUGCAGUCUUUUGGGAAAUAUAAUGUAGCCUCUUAGAUAAUGCUUUAGCAGUUUUACUUGCUUUUGAACAAAUAUCCAAAAUCCGCCAUUUAUAGUUCAAACUAUUACUCUCAAAAUCUGUGGGUUCAGAGAGUGAUGUUUUUAAAUGGUUAUAAAACGAAAUAUGUUUUAUUAAAUUGCACUAUAUUUUCAAAUGAAUAAUGAACAUCAAGAAUUUUGGGAAAUGGGAAGUGUGCCUUUUUGCUUAGGCUUCUCUCAUGACUUGCCUCCAAAAUACUGAAAGUAAUCAAUUUUAGAAAUAAGAGUAGUUUUGACUGUCGUAAUUCAACUAACAUUAUUUAUGAAUUUGUAGAUCAAAACAUCAGUUUGGUUUUUUUGAUGUGUAUCAGUGCCAGGCCCAUGAAAGUUAAAUGAUGGUUAAACAAAAUGAGAUAAAAGGCCAUACAGUAUAAUGUGUGACCUCACGGCUGAAUGUCCAAUUGUCGUUUUCUCAAGUGCUUUCUGUUUGUAUAUACUGUGUAUUUUGUGUGCCACAACCUGAACUAUGCUAAUUUAUUUUUCCUUAUUCCUUCUGUGUGACUCCCCCCACCCCCCAUCCCACACCAAGUUAUUAACAUCAUGUCUUACAGAUUUAUCUCAUCAUCGUGUUGUCGAAAUUAAGAAUUUUGGCAGGGUUUGUUAGUUUAGAGCUGGACAAAGUGAAAUGUUUUUCCUGGUGCUCUGAAUGAAGGCGUGGUUAAAGGAUCAACAGACACCUGUGAUGUAUACAGAGGUGCCAACAUCUAGAGUUUAGCCUAGCAUAUAUACGAUUUUUUGACCCAUUGAAAAUUGAAAAUGAUGCUUUUCUGCUUUCUAAAGCAGCUGUAAAAACCAAAAAAGCCAAUUCAGGGUGAAAGGACGCGGGGCGUGAAAUGUCAAGGAUCACUUAGAUCUUGUAUGAAUUGGUGAACCGUUAGAAAACAUGCGGAGCUUUGUUCUCUUUGGUUGGGAAAAAACACAGGGUUUUUCUCUCUACUAGCAUGUUCUUGUUAACAGUGUUGGCACCUCUAUCUGUAUGAAAAUGGUAACCAGUGAAGACAUUAAUGAUCAAGUUCGCACAAAAUAUUGAGCUUUUUGGCUACUGUGGUAUAACUGGCAUGCGUUAGGAUUGCAGUGACCCUCAGCCUCUGUUCACAACAGAUGGAUUUCGUCAUCAGGGAUUUCAAGAAGCUAUUGUUUUAGAUGCCAGAGCAAAUUUUUAUACAUUUGAUGCUUGUUAUUUUGCAUUCUAUGUUGGCUUGUACAUUACCAAAUGUGUUCACUUGAAAUAAAUAUUUUUUCCAUGUUA